AUGACGAAGCCACUAGUUCUCCUUUUGGGCGAAAUUGAGCAUGCGCACGAAGAAUGGGCUUCGAUUUCCGAGAUCGCAGAUAUCAUCGAACCCAAGGCCCGAUCUCGAGAAGAGUUUAUAAAGGAGUGUAAAUCGGGCGCCUUUGAUAAUGUGGUGGCCACGUAUCGGACUUUCCAGAGUGUAGCUAUCACUGGCUUGAUCGACGAGGAACUGAUAGCCCUCUUGCCAAGGAGCUUGAAGUUCAUUGCCCACAAUGGAGCUGGAUACGAUCAGAUUGACGUCCACGCCUGCACAGCUCACGGCAUCAGAGUCUCGAAUGUACCGACAGCCGUGGAUGACGCUACAGCAGAUACGAAUAUGUUCCUCAUUUUAGGAGCUUUGAGAGGGUUUAAUACCUCAAUGAUUGCACUCCGAAACGGUCACUGGAAAGGCUCCCCCCCACCACCCCUCGGUCAUGACCCACAAGGCAAAGUUCUCGGUAUCUUAGGAAUGGGAGGCAUCGGAAGGAACCUGAAGAAGAAGGCCGAGGCUUUUGGAAUGACAGUUCAAUAUUAUAACCGCUCCAAGCUAUCGGAGGAGUUGAGUGGAGGCGCAAAGUACGUCGGUUUCGACGAAUUGUUGAAAACUUCGGAUGUGCUAUCACUUAAUCUGCCUUUGAAUAAACAAACGCGCCAUAUUAUCUCCACCAAGGAAUUCGAGCAAAUGAAGAAAGGGGUAGUGAUUGUCAACACUGCUCGAGGUGCGGUCAUGGAUGAAGCUGCCCUCGUAGUUGCGCUGGAGAAGGGACAAGUUUGGUCAUGCGGGCUGGACGUUUUUGAAGAGGAGCCAAAGGUUCAUGCUGGUCUGAUUGCCAAUCCCCAUGUAAUGUUGGUCCCUCAUAUGGGAACUUGGACUGUUGAAACUCAGACCAAGAUGGAGACUUGGUGCAUCGACAACAUUCGGAGUGCGAUUGAAAAGGGCAAGUUAAUGAGCCCUGUCGGCGAGCAGAAGGAUAUAUGA
Hyaloscypha bicolor E is the source of this 999-nucleotide messenger RNA. RefSeq lists its product as uncharacterized. The transcript is spliced from 6 exons. Gene Ontology annotation, molecular function: hydroxypyruvate reductase [NAD(P)H] activity; NAD binding; glyoxylate reductase (NADPH) activity. Gene Ontology annotation, cellular component: cytosol. Lineage: Eukaryota; Fungi; Ascomycota; Leotiomycetes; Helotiales; Hyaloscyphaceae. Bases 1 to 999 code for a protein of 332 amino acids. The record is from RefSeq and is a predicted model, not a curated record.